AUGUCGAGUCGUUUGCAAAAUUGGCUACUAUUGUACAAGAUGGGCUAUGAGAAGGUCCGUUUGCUCAUACGAUUCCGACUUGCCUUCUUCUCCUUCCGCUCCUGUCUUCCAGCUCCUUCCUCCUCUUCUCAGGUCUUGAAAUCUUUUGAAAUCUUUCUCAAAACUGUUUGUAUAGAAACAACUGUGGUAACCCGAUCCGAGCCGAUGAGUUUAUAAAAAGGCGAUGGACUCGGAAGCUUCAUCAAUCGAAAAUGAAACGCUUGUGGAUUUGAUCUCCACUACGGAGAUGGCCAUUUCCAGCGAAAUUGAAGAAUGCUACAAUGAUCCUGCUUUCACAAUUUUCACUUACACGGUAUGGAUUCGUUUCUGAAAGAAAUUUUGCAAUCUUUUUGAAUAGAAAACUUUUUUAAAUACUAUUAAUGAGACAAAUAAAUGAGUAGACUAUAUGACUUUACGAAAUUUAGGUCGACGAUAUGUUGUUAGCAGCCAGCAUGGCGGCCACUGUUUUCAACGUGAUGGUGAUUUUCUGCGCAAUAAAACUGUUCAAAAGAAGCGGAGACACGAUGCAUCUGUUCAUUUUGAAUAUGACUAUCGGCGACCUUGUUCUCACAAGUUGAUGAAAAAGACACUAUCUUGAAAUGCUUGCUUCUUUUAGUUUUUUGUCAUCCGAACGAACUUCUCAUCAGAAAACAUGAGUUCCUGCAACAGAAACAUCUCUGCGCCGUGGUCCAUUAUUUCAAUUGGAUUGGACUUGCUGUAUCAGGACUGUCAUUAACUCUUUUGAACGUUGAUAAGGUUGAUUAAAGUUUGCGAAAAUUCUACCUUUCUUUUAACUCCAGCUAAUUUAUUUCCGUUGGCCUCUAAACUAUGAUCGGUCGAUGUCAAAAAGAAGAGCUGCUAUGUUCUGCCUCGCAAUUUGGACCGUUUCAAUUGGGUAUCUUUCAAAAAAAUAUAAAGCUUCAUCGUAACUAUUCAGAUUCGUCUCAUACUGCUGGAUGUUUAAAAUUGUCUACAUUUUUCAUCAAGACUGCUCUCUUCAGGUCUGAGUUUCAAUUUCAUUGAGAAAGACGCUGAAUUCAAAUUUGAAUUAUUACAUGUAUGAAACCUAUUUUUAGAAGUUGGCAACAAUGCGACCAAUAGCAUUACCUGAAUUGGUAAGAUGUCACUCAAAACACACCUAAAAAUGCACUUUUUGUGUUCUACUAACCCUUUUACUUUCUAACCACCUAACAUCUUAUAAGCUUCUCACUAACUUUUGAACUUCAGAUGUCUUCGGGAAAGAAGUUCUACUACGAGAUAUUCACGAUGCUCUUUUGUGUGCUGCCAGUGACGUCAUCAUUGAUAGUUUCAAUGUACCUUUUCAAUCUGACGAGAAAGAAGAGAAACGCUAGAAACAACGGCGGGGACACUAACGCUUUCAAAAACAAAGCAAGUCUUUGUUGUUGCUGCUGUAAUCAUAAUCAUAUCUUAAUUAAGUAUGUUAAGAUGAAAUCUCUCGCUUUUAUUUUUGCAACCACCGCUUGGACUUCUUGUAGUCUCUUGCCUUAUCGAAUCGUUAACUUGGCCCGGAUCCAUUUGUUCACGUGAGCCAAUGAUCAUUGAGAUUUUGAGGAGCUAAUAAUGUUUCUAGAUGGUCGGAACUGAGUUGCGAAGGAAAACAGAUGAUGAACUGGAUCGCUUGGGUAUUAGUCUACUUGCUCACUCUCAAUCCGGUAAGAUUCUCUGAUCAACUGAAAUAAACAGAACUUGUUUUAGAUCGUCAACCCAUUGAUAACGUCUCUCAUUUAUGCACCAUACCGCCUCACGAUCAAAAAAUUCCUGGUGAAUAUUCCGGUUGGAAAUCGACCACUUUAUACCUAUCAAGCCGCAGACAACGUGCCGUCAGAUAACAGGCCGGUUUCAAAUUUGGAAAAAAAAAGAAAAGACUUUUUGGAGUUAGUUGUAACAAUAGUAGAAGAGUCGGAGCGGAUUGUUGUAGGGGAAACAUUUUAAUGAAUUUGAAAGUUUGUACGCUUACAGCUUUGUCUCCGUCCGCCGCAACCGUAAUCGACGAUCUUCAGUGACAGAACUUGCAAGUCUAAGGCAAUCAACAGAGGUUACAAACUGUGUUUUCUGUCCUCUAACCAAUUUUCGAUUUCACAGGUCGUUAGGAUGUCUGUCGGUGACCCAUGCACCCCUUCAAAACCAAAUGAAGGAAACUUCCAAUUCCAAGCAGCAAAUUCCGAUCCAAAAACGCCUAGUUAA
Messenger RNA from Caenorhabditis auriculariae, 2244 nucleotides. The record is from the annotation of a GenBank genome assembly. NCBI's taxonomy places the organism in Eukaryota, Metazoa, Nematoda, Chromadorea, Rhabditida, Rhabditidae.